ACGAUCUUCAGUCUCUUGGCUCUCAGGAGUAGAAAUUUACCAAAUGAUUGAUUCUUCAAUCUCGUAUCGUCUCGCUUGUUCUUUUGUUCGUCUCUCCUGCGCAAACACGUCCGCCAUUUUCGUUCCUUAAACCUUUCUUCAGCAAUUCCUCUUCGUCAAUCGUGGUUUUUUAUUCGUCAUCUCUGUCUGCGUCUUACCUAGAAUCUCUAGGCUACAUACUCCAGGGUUUUGUUUUACUCAUAUCACCCCGAUAAACCCUAGUUUUUUCAGUGUGAUCAGUCAUCAGUAGUAGUAAAUUUGAAUUCUCUUCGGUGGGUUGCUUUCUAAUGGAGACCCGAGGCGGUUCCCUUCAGAAUCCGUCGAAGAAACAAUGGCGCGCCGUUUCGGAUUCACUUAACGUUGGAGACGCUACAGACUUUGCGGAUUUGCAGCAGCUGAAGCUAAACCAGACAGAUGAGAGAACCAUAUAUGAGAAUGGUGAGCUACUGGAGCAGCAGCUUCUUAACGUUUCUAGAGAAAAAGGAGAGCUACAGCAGUUGGAGAUUGAGCUUCGAGACCAGAUGAUUGCAAGACAAAUCCAGAGCAACUUUGAAUCUCAAUUCACAGAGUAUGCUAAUGCUGCUGCUAGAAUGCAGGAGCAACUUCAUGAGAAAGAGAGAUCUAUUCGAGAGGCGGAGAGGAAGUUAGAAGAGAAAGACAGAGAGCUGCAUGCGAUUAAACUGGAUAAUGAAGCGGCCUGGGCCAAAGAGGGUAUCCUAAGAGAACAGAAUAAAGAACUUGCCACUUUCAGAAGAGAGCGUGAUCAAUCUGAAGCUGAGAGGUCCCAAAACAUACAUCAAAUAUCUGAACUUCAGGAGCAUAUUCAAGAGAAAGAGAGACAGUUCACAGAACUGCAGGAACAAAAUAGGAUUGCUCAAGAAACUAUCAUGUACAAGGAUGAGCAACUGAGAGAAGCGCAAGCUUGGAUUGUGCGUGCCCAAGAGAUGGAUGCUUUACAGUCAUCUACAAAUCACUCGUUGCAGGCUGAAUUGCGAGAGCGUACUGAGCAGUAUAACCAGCUCUGGCUUGGUUGCCAAAGACAGUUUGCGGAGAUGGAUAGGUUGCAUUUGCAUACAGUGCAACAGCUUCAGCUUCAGCUUGCCAAUGUAACGGAAGGAGGUGGCUCUAUAACAAAUUCCAACGGUGCCUCCCAGAUUAUUCAAAACAGCGGGAACCAAAUCGAGGCUGUACCAGAUAGCUCACAGAUGCCUGUGCAGAAUCAUGUGCAUCCAUCUCAAGGGGGUCAUGGCUUGACAAGUUCUGAUGCGAAGAGUGAAUACCAGGUGCCUGCCAAUGGGCAGUCCCUUGGUCAAGGCCCUCAAGGGUAUCUGGAUGUUCAAACUAGCCAUGGAGCACAACAUGGAUCAACUACACCAUCAUCGUCUGUGAGUGAACAGAUAGUGGAAUCUGGCAAUGGAGGCUUUCAAGACAUUUCUUCACAGUUCCGUGAUGCGCUGAGGCUAGAUUCCAAUGCCCUGAAUCAGAAACCUGAGGAGGCUGAUGGUCAGGCUUCACCCGGUGAACAAAAUGGAAUUGGAUCCAUUGUACGUGAAACUCUAGUCUCAUCUGGAAAACUUGAGAGGAACUUAGAGAGUGCUCUUCUUGAUGAAAAGUCACUUUUGGCUUGUAUCGUUCGCACUAUUCCAGCUGGUGGAAGGAUUAAAAUCACACCUCUGCACUGGCAUGAUUACAAGAAAAAGUACGGGAAGCUCGACGAUUUUGUUGCUAGCCAUGUAGAGUUAUUUGUGAUAGAGGACGACUACAUUCAAGUUCGAGAAGGUGCACAGAAGAUGGUAGCAGCUUCGGCUUCAGCUUCAGCAGCCAAAGUAGCAGCAGCUACAGCUUCUUCAUUUUCAAACUCGAUGUAUGUGGCUAUGACUCCUAUGGCUCAGCCUCAGGGGUCAAAGAAGAAUGACAAAACAGUCCAAAGAGGAAGACAGCUCUGAUUGUAUGGCGCAACAACAAAGAAAGCUCUGAUGAUGUUACUUGUAGAGGUACAAGUCAAGCAUAUAAGAGAGGCGUGACAAUCUCGAUGCUAAAAUAUACAUUUCAUUUUUUACUUUUCGGUUUUAAUAUGCUCAAAAUCGAUUGUGUAUUAACUUUAGUUUGACCUGCUUACAUUUCUUAUUUUUUUCUAUUUGAUUUUAUUGGUGUAUUAAGUCGCCAAUCCUCGAUGCUAAAAUAUAUACAUUUGGCUUUUACAAAUCGGUAUUAAUGGUAUCUGUUUAUAUGCUCAAACUCGAUUGUGUUUA
This is a messenger RNA of Thlaspi arvense, 2291 nucleotides long. The record is from the annotation of a GenBank genome assembly. NCBI's taxonomy places the organism in Eukaryota, Viridiplantae, Streptophyta, Magnoliopsida, Brassicales, Brassicaceae.